Molecule: messenger RNA, 4069 nt
Organism: Scleropages formosus (Asian bonytongue)
Lineage: Eukaryota; Metazoa; Chordata; Actinopteri; Osteoglossiformes; Osteoglossidae
Gene: nefma
Product: neurofilament medium chain a
Exons: 3
Coding region: 801-3317 (838 amino acids)
Biological process (GO): intermediate filament bundle assembly; axon development
Cellular component (GO): neurofilament; axon
Molecular function (GO): structural constituent of postsynaptic intermediate filament cytoskeleton
Source: RefSeq, a predicted model, not a curated record
GUAAAGAAAUGUGGUCUGUGGGAAGUUCCUCGUUUCAAGUGUUCGCUGUCCGCGGUGCUGAAAGUCCCGCAGCUAUAAGUAACGGCCCUAAAACCAGUCAAGACCAGUUUUCAGCCAGGAAUACGCAUUGCGAACAAAGGUAAAUGAAUGAAUUUAAUUAAAAAUGAACUAAACAGUUGUUGUGCGUUACUUUUUUGUUAUUUUCCUCAGUAUAAUUUUAAUAAUGUGAGAUACGUGUGUUCAUGUUUAAACGGUGAGCGUGUUGAUUGAAACAUUUAGUCACAACUGCACACAUAUCCAUCCCAGAUUCCUAGUUGGACCCCCAGUCAGAUUCCCAGUUUGAACCCCCUGUCGGAUGAUGCCCGGCUGGAACCCUGGUGAAACUUCCAGUUCCUCUAAAACUGUCUCCACUCCACUCAAUCGUUGUGAGUUCAUCUCGGGCUCGCUGUGGGCUCAGGGUCCGGGCUCGCUGUGGGCUCAGGGUUCGAACUCGCUCCAGCAGCAGAUGGAAAAUAGAGAGAUCGAGAACCCCUCCUCCUCCCUGCUCCCCAAAGCACAUCGAUCGCGGGGUGGAGAAAUAGUGCCCCGUUAGCGAAUCCGCCUUCAGUUCACCGCUAUAUAAAGGCAGGAGGACAGAAGAGCGCUGCUGUGUGAGCCGUCCUCCCCCACCGGUGCGCACCAGUUCCUCACGCACCCGCACACACACACACGCACACACAGACACACACUUCAGCACACACAGACACACCGAGGGCACGCCGAGCGUACACGGUCCGGCCGCUCUCUCCUCACCUCCCGGGAUGAGUUUCACCCUGGACACGCUGGGGAGCCCGUACCGCCGCGGGAUGAGCUACCGCAGCGGCGGCUCCCCGACCAGCGGCUUCCGCUCGCAGUCCUGGUCCCGGAGCGCACCGAGCUCCGCGCUCUCCGUCUCCUUCAAGAGGAGCACCCACGCGCCGGCUGCGCGCGCCUACAGCUCGGCCGAGAGCAGCCUGGACUGGAGCGCGCCGCCGCUGCUCAACGGAGAGCUGAAGCGCACUAGCGAGAAGGAGCAACUGCAGGGACUCAACGACCGCUUCGCGGGGUACAUCGAGCGCGUGCACCAGCUGGAGCAGCAGAACGUGCAGAUCCAGGAGGAGAUCGCGGCGCUGCGCGGCAAGCAGGCGUCUCGCUCCCAGCUGGGCGAGCUCUACGAGCAGGAGCUGCGCGAGCUGCGCGCCACCCUAGAGGGCGUGCACCGCGAGAAGGCGCAGGUGCAGCUGGACGCCGAGCACCUGGAGGAGGACAUCCAGCGGCUGAAGGAGCGCCUCGAGGACGAGGCGCGCCUCCGUGAGGACACCGAGGUGGCCAUCCGCGCGCUCAAGAAGGACGCGGACGAGUCGAGCCUCGCUAAGGUGGAGCUGGACAAGAAGGCGCGCUCCCUGGAGGAGGAGAUGGAGUUCCUGCGCAAGAACCACGAGGAGGAGGUGCAGGAGCUGCUGGCGCAGCUGCAGGCCAGCCAGGUGAGCGUAGAGAUGCGCGAGCACCAGAAGGCGAACAUCACGGAGGCGCUGCGCGAGAUCCGCGCGCAACUCGAGGGCCACUCGUCGCAGAACCUGCAGCAGGUCGAGGACUGGUUCCUGGGCCGCUUCUCGAAGCUCAACGAGGCGGCCGAGCAGAAUAAGGAGGCGAUCCGGGCUGCCCGCGACGAGAUCGCCGAGUACCGGCGGCAGCUGCAGAGCAAGAGCGUGGAGCUCGAGACCGUGCGCGGCACCAAGGAGUCGCUGGAGCGGCAGCUGAACGACAUCGAGGAGCGGCACAACGGCGACCUGGCCAGCCUGCAGGAAACCAUCCACCAGCUGGAUAAUGAGUUGAAGGGGACAAAGUGGGAGAUGGCUCGACACCUGCGGGAGUAUCAGGACCUGCUUAACGUCAAGAUGGCCCUGGACAUUGAGAUUGCAGCCUACAGAAAACUGUUGGAGGGGGAGGAGACCCAUUUCAGCUCCUUUUCCAGCUCAUCCUUCCAAUACAGGCAGCCCAUUACCACUAUCAAAACCACCAAAGUGAAGGCUGAACUCCCCAAACUCAAGGUUCAACACAAGUUUGUAGAAGAGAUCAUUGAGGAGACACGUGUGGAGGAUGAGAAGUCUGAAAUGGAUGAAGCACUGGCAGAAAUGGCAGAGGAAAUGGCCAGUGCAGCUGAGGGUGAGGGAGAAGAGGAAGAGGCAGAGGUAGAAGCAGAGGCAGAGGAGGAAAUAAUAGCCUCCACUGAUGCCAAAGUUAUGGCCAGUGAACCUGAAGAGGCAGAAGAGGGAGAGAAAGUGGAGGAUGAAAAAGAGGAAGGAGUAGAAGAAGGGGAGGAGGCUGAGAAAGAAGACAAAGUGGAGGGAAAAGGUGUUGAGGAAGAGGGAGCUGAAGAGGAAGGGCAAGAAGAGGAGGCUGCAGAGGAAUCAACAGUUGAAGAGACUGUAGAAAGCAGCACAGUCACAAAGACAGAGGCUACCCCCGAGAAAGAACAGGAGGAGCAAGAGAAAGAGGCAAGUGCUGGAGAAGACGAAGGGGAGGAGGGAGAGAAGGGCAAGGACAAAGAAGCAGAAGAGGCAGGUAGUGGCAAAAAUGAGAAGGAGGAAGAAGAGAAGGAUGAUGCAGCCAAAAAGAGUCCAACCAAGGAAAGCCCAACCAAGGAAAGUCCAACUAAGGAGAGUCCAACUAAGGAAAGCCCAACCAAGGAUGAAGGAGGCAAGGAAAGUCCAACCAAGGAAGAAGCAGCCAAGGAAAGUCCUACAAAGGGAAGUCCAACCAAGGAAGAAGGGGGCAAGGAAAGUCCAACUAAGGAAGAAGGAGCCAAAGAAAGUCCAACCAAGGAAAGCCCAACCAAAACAGAAGAAGCUAAAAAAAGCCCAACUAAGGAAAGUCCUUCCAAGGAAAGUCCAACUAAGGAAGAAGCAGUUAAGGCUGUAGCUGAAAAGGGAGACAAAAAGAGUGAUUCUAAAGGUGAGGCUGGGGAAGACAAGGCUGAAAAGAAAGAUGCAGCAAUGAAUGGAGAAGUAGAAAAAGGAGGACCAGAUGAGAAAGACACAAAAGAAGAAGAAAAGGAAGUGAUUGCGAAUGGCGUUGACGAGAGUCCUACCAAAGAAGAGAUGGGCCAAAAAGUUGUCAUCACUAAAACAGUUGAGACAAUCACCACAGGUGAAGAUGGUGAAAAGCACAUCACAAAGUCUGUCACUGUCACCCAGACUGUGAAACAGCUGGAGGAAGUGACUGAGAAAGUGGUGUCCAGCAAAACAGUAGAAAAAGUCUCUACCCAGGCAGUCAAGCAAGGCACAGAAACCGAUUAAGCACUUUAAAAAUGAGUACUAGAAAUAAAGGAAGAUGUAGGCAAUCAAUAAAUAUGUAACAUAAGAUAGAAAUGUCAUAAAAGUCAUAAAAAAUAUAUGACAUUUGCUCAGAAGAAUGAUUGACCUUGAGAAGGCAAUAUGAUAUGAAAAAGCUCAUUCAAAACUGCAUGUGGGUGAUUGCUUUAUUGCAGAUGCAGCUGGUGGAGGCGCCCAGGUUUCAGAUUUUAUUUUAGUUCGUUUCUGCAAUAUGGGGCAGGGAUUUGGGGUUGGAGGCAUCUGCAUGCAAGCUCCAAGAUAUGUGCUGUCCUUGGAAUUGGGAAGACAUUUUUUUUGUAAAUAAUGGGUUGUGCAGACUGGGAGGGUAGGGAUGCGUGAAGCAUUUACAUGUUGAAGCCUUAUUUACGCAAAGAGGUCAGCUGAGCCAAAUAAAGAGAGUUCAAAAUUCAUAUUCCAUCUUAAACAGGAGAGAGAAAGGGAGGUAAGCAGGAAACAUGGUGCAGUUCAGAGCUGACAGAUCAUUUUAAAAUAGCCUUAAACAUGCUUUUUAUUGUUAAUCAAUCCUACGUUUACCUUAUGAGUGCGAUCAAAAUAAAUGACUAGGGAUACGUAUGGUUAUGUAUUGAAAAGCGGAACUUUUAAUCCACGAAUGAAUACAAAAUAAGGUGCUACAGUUUGCUAACCAUGUCUUUACUCCUUGCAGUCCAUUUCCUCAGCAGCAAUCGCUCAAUAAACUUCAUCCAGAAAUACUAUCA